Paramuricea clavata is the source of this 6096-nucleotide messenger RNA. Lineage: Eukaryota; Metazoa; Cnidaria; Anthozoa; Malacalcyonacea; Plexauridae. The record is from the annotation of a GenBank genome assembly.
GAAUUAUAGCUGGAGGUGAUCCAAUCACUACUUCAAGUACAGGCGUAAAGAUACAGAAUGACGCGUUAAAGUGCUUUAACAUUGUCGAUGAAAAAUUGCACUGGAACGAUCAAGCAUUGGAGGUACAGGCACAAAAUUCAUUGAUGUUUUAAUUUUUUCAUUCUCUUUUAACUAUGGUUGAUUUUUACUACCAGGUACUAACAGAUCAAAGCGAUUUUCUCGUCGUUGGGGUGCUAGGUUGUCAAGGUGUUGGAAAAUCUACUAUUCUCUCCCUGCUGGCAAAUGGUUUGGCUUUAAGGGAUAAGAGGUGAUGUAUAUACAGUAUCCCACAUACAUAUGGCCGUGCGGAGAUACGAAUUAUAUUUUCGAGAAUUUACAACUAACAGGUAUAAUAUACCACUUGGCAGGGAUUAUUCUAAGGAAAUUUUAUCACUGCACAAAAGCGCGAAAAAAUGAUAAAAUUUAUAUAAAUUUAGCGACAUUUUAGAAAACGUUCUGACUGCCCUGCAUGAGCAGGGGGCCCCUAUUUCAAUUUUUUUUCCGGAAAAAAUUUUUUUCGAACAACAACCUUCUCCACCCCCCCCCCUCGUCGACAACUUUUUAGGUAAAACAUUUUUCCGGACGAGUACGUUGCAAUUGCUUUCCAGGGACUUAUCUCAAUUUUUCGUACCUAAUUUCGGUACUUAGCCCCAAAAAAUUUUGAGUUAAGUACUUUCCCCCUGUAUAUUCCCAGUGAAAACUGAAAGCCAUUGUAUGUGGAUUAUUUGCAUGGUGGCCAUUUUGUCACCAAUUUCUGGUACUGAACAAUAUCGCAUUUUAUCACUGCACAUAAUCUAAUUUAUCACUGCACAAAUCAGAUUUAUCACUGCACAAAUUGGUUAUCACUGCACCUUAGAAUAAUCCCUGCCACUUGGUCAUAACUACAUUCAAAAUUUUUCAUUUUGGAUACGUUUCUCAAUCGGCAAACGAACUUAAAUUUAACAACGAAGUAUGCCUGAUGCUUUAUCUGUAAAAUGAUGCUAAAAUGAAGCCAGAUUUUAGAUGCUACGCCAAUUCUAAAGAGAAAAUGACGUCUGAAAUUCAGUAGGUUUUGCUUAUAUUGCUGCGAAAUAUGGCGUCAAUUUUAUAGCAUCAUCAUUGAUAAUUGGAUUUUAAUUGGCAAUUUUUUACCAUUAAUUUACAGUCAUGUAUGUUCCUCAACCGGUAGAUGUAUUUAGAAAGGUAGCUGUUUUGGACUUUGUCCAGUUUAUUAUAUAGUUCAUGUUAAUUUAUUAUGGUAAUAGACUUGUGUCCAGUAACAUUGAAAAUAGAGAGGUCAGAGGACGGAACACAAAACGUUUUGAGAAACAGGGUUUUUCUGUAAAAACUGUUGAGUUGUACUAAAUAAAUAUAUGAAAACCUCAUGGUUAAUGAAAAUUACACGCCGUCUAUAACAGAGCUGGUCCUUCGUCGAGCCGGAUAAGAAAGAAAAUGCCAGAAGUAAGCGAAAUUGACAAGUGUAGAGCGAAGAGAAAAGUCGCGAAAGCUAGCGUGACAAGAAAUAUGAAUCGUGUCAGAGAGCUGAUCUCUAGCGAUGGAAGUGUUCCGAAAGUCCGACAGUUUGCCAAAGGUGUAGAAGAAGGUCGUACGAAAGCCCGUGACCUUACGAAAGAACUGGAAGAGCUUGAUCCAGCGUCAAUUGAGACUGAUGGUAGCUGGUUAGAAGAGGUAGAAUUUGAUGUCAACGAAGUCCUGGGAGAAUUUGCCGAAUAUUUAUUAAAGUCUGAGAGCCCAUCGCCAAACGAACAGUCUAGUAUUACACCACCAACUGCUCAGAAUAAUGAUGAAAAUACUGAAACUGUGAACGAUUCAAUGUCUGGGAAAAGAACUGGUCUGAAAGGUGUUGAAAUCCCAUCAUUCGAUGGAAAACCAGAUAAGUGGCCGUACUUUUGGGGAAUAUUUAGUUCUCUUGUCCAUAAAAACGAUAAACUAACGCCAGCAAUCAAGCUAGCUCAUCUGAAUAGCUGUUUAACGGACAGAGUACGUGAAGUUAUUGCAUGCCUGACCGGGGAGCCUGGGGACUAUGACAGGGCGGUGAAACAACUCACUGAUAGGUAUGGGGACCCCCGAGAAAUUAUAGAUGCCCAUUUACGCAGAAUAAGUUCUUGGCCCCACAUUAAGGAUAAGGAUCGUGAAGAAUUUCAACGCUUUGCAGAUGCAUUACAAGCAGCUGUGUUUGCACUAGAUAAACCUGACUAUAGGCAUGAAUUAGCUAGUAUACCUCUUUGUACCUUGUUGGUUCAAAAACUCCCACCUAGAGAAAGGGAUGAAUGGGUAAAACAGGUUGAGAGUGAAGAUUACUCGGAAGACAUGAAGGGUUUAGCCAAGUGGGCCCAAGUUAGAGCCAAAACCAUGCGUAAACGUGAGCGAUACAAUAUUGAGCCGCCAGAUAAGGGUAAAGAGUCAACUAAUUUUCAGCCACCAGGUCGCAUGCGAGGUAGGGUCCAUGCUCUACGCACAUCUGGAUUUGAUCCAGAACACCAAAGUUUAAAAAAUUGUCCAUUGUGUGAUAAAAAACACACUGAAGUCUCAUGCCCUUUGUUUUUUGAUAGUUCUGUUGAGAAACGUUGGGAAAUUGUAAAAAAUAAAAGGGUAUGUUUUGGUUGUUUGAAACCUGGCCACCAACGGCGCCUGUGCACAAAGUCCACCAAAUGUGGGGUAGACUCAUGUGACAAAGGCCAUCAUUAUUUAUUGCACAGUUCUAAAUCUAAGCAUGAGAAACCAUCUGAUGACCCACCUAAGACCCCAGAGGAAAACAAAGCAAUGCAUUGUGGGAAAGCACAAAUCAGCACACCCAUAAGUGAGAGGGUUGCCCUGAAAACUGUAUCUGUCCCAUUUAUAGAUGAUUCUGGAAGGGUAGUCAAUGGUUUGGUACUUUUAGACUCGGGAAGUGAGACCACACUUGUAAGAGCAGGGUUUGCAAAUCAGUUAGGCAUAAAGGGGCCUAAGCAAAGUCUUACUGUGGAUGCAGUAGGAGGGGUACGCACCGUAGUGAAAUCACAACGUGUACAUUUACCAUUUGCACCACACAUCACAAAGGCAAAAAUAACAGGGUGGACCAUUAAUAAUAGCUGUGCCCCUGUCCCAGAUGUUAAUUGGCCUGAGAUUAAGCAUAAUUAUGCCCACCUAAAUGAUGUCCCAAUAGAGCCACUAAGUAAGGGCACUGUUGAUGUCCUGUUAGGGUUAGAUGCAGCUGCAUUAAUGGCACCCGUGCAAGUUAGACGCGGGGGGCAUUUAGAGCCAUAUGCAGAGUUGACACCCUUAGGUUGGGUGAUUGCCGGCCCAGUCCCCGCCUCCAAUGGUCAGGAGAAGCGUGUCCUGUGUGUCCACGUGUCGGAGGACGAAGGCGAUGCUAAUCGAGAGUUACGAAAGUUCUGGGAUGUGGACAGUUUCGGUGUUCGGGCAGAGAUUAAGUCACCUUACACGCCUGGUGAGCAGAAAGCCUUGGACAUUCUUGAUCAAUCAUGCAAGCAGCAGGAGUUUGGUUAUCAACUCGGACUUCUUUGGAAAACGAACAGACCUAGCUUACCUAAUAAUUAUGACACUGCCUUGAAACGCCUAGAAUCGGUUGAACGUCGCCUUUUGAAGGAUCCGAAGUUAGCUGAGGGAUAUUUAAAAGCGAUAAAUGCAUAUGUUGAAAAGGGAUUUGCACGCAAGUUAUCGGAAGAAGAGCGCAUAAAACAUGGUGAACAGUGGUUCCUACCCCAUCACCCGGUUCUCUCCCCACACAAACCCCUACCGAGAGUAGUAUUUGAUUCCGCAGCAAAACAUGGUGAUAUCUGCCUUAACGAUUGUCUUCAGGCUGGACCCAGUCUCCACAACGAUUUACCUGGCAUACUGAUGAGAUUUCGUGAGAAACCUGUGGCGCUUACUGGUGAUGUGUCGGAUAUGUUCUGUCAUGUGCGAUUAGAACCGGAGGACUGUAAAUACCAUCGUUAUUUAUGGCGCGGAUUGGAUAUGUCGAGACCACCUGAUGUGCACGAGAUGAACUGUCUGGUGUUUGGAGAUAAAUCUUCACCCUGCGAGGCAAACUAUGCUGUGAUUCGCACCACCGAAGACAACAAGGAAGAAUGGCCCGUCGCAGCCGCAGUGGUCAAGCGUGAUAUAUUUGUUGAUGAUUUAUAUACGUCCUGUUAUGAUGAUGAUGAAGCAAUAACCUUGCGGAAGGAUGUGACAAAUUUGAUGGCGAAGGGUGGAUUCCCGAUGCGCAAGUGGCUCUCGUCAUCACGAAAGGUCCUGGAAACAAUACCCGAAGAAGAAAGAGCUGUCCCAAACAAGAACGUGAAUAGUGGAGAACUUCCGUCAGGGCGUGCGUUGGGGGUGAAAUGGGAUGCAAAGUCCGACAUUGCAUUAGCACACAUUGAUCGUCCGAAGGCGCAAAAUACAAAGCGAGGUAUUCUGAAAAGAUUGGCUGCAUUAUACGACCCGUUGGGCUGGGCUGGGAUUCAGGGACCAGAGUUCUUAAAGUCUGAGUCCUCAGAGUGGCCUGUUGAUAAAGUUGCAGUUGAUUUUCCAGAGCCAAGUCAAGCGGAGUUGAAGAAAUCGGUUUUGAAAGCAAAGGUCGCACCAGCGAAGCCAGUUAUUGAUCCUGCCGCGUAUUCUAGCUGGAUCAAACUCACCCGAAUAACCGCAUGGAUAUUUCGCAUGUGUAACAAUCUGCGCAACAAAGAGAAACGAAUAUCGGGACCGUUGACUGUGGACGAACUCGAUAAUGCUAACUUGUACUGGAUCAAACGGGGCCAGAGCGAUCGCUUCCAAGACGAAAUCGAAGCGUUGAGAAAGGGUCGUCCGGUUUCACGAGAUAGUCGUAUUGCAAGUCUCGAUCCCCAACUCGUGGACGGUGUUUUACGGGUAGGCGGCAGAAUCGAAAAGGCGGAAAUUCCGUGGGAGUCGAAGCAUCCAGUUAUAUUGGACCACGGACAUGAUGUCACCCGGUUGAUCGUGAUCCACUACCACCGAAAACUUAUCCACGCGGGAGUCGAACAUGUCUUUAAUCACGUACGUGAGAAAUACUGGAUUUUGCACGGUCGAGCCGAAGUUAAGAACUGUACGGUUAAGUGCCCACUAUGUUUUCGCCGUCGUGUUAAACCUAUGACGCAGAAAAUGGCUAAUUUACCGAAUGUACGUCUCGCAGGCGCAAGUGUUCCUUUUCGACACGUUGGGAUUGAUUAUGCCGGACCGUUUGAGACUCGAAUUGGACGCAAUCGAAAGGAAAAACGCUAUAUUUGCUUAUUUACGUGUCUCCAUAUGCGCGCGGUUCAUCUCGAGGUCGCACAUAGUUUGGACACUGACUCGUGUAUAAUGGCGUUGCGACGAUUUCAAGCUCGUAGAGGAGUCCCUGUUUGUAUAAUGAGUGAUAAUGGGACAAAUUUCGUAGGUGCCGAAAGAGAGUUGCGCGAAGCGUUGAAAGAUCUGGAUCAAGAGAAAAUCUCGAAUGAGUUAACAGCACGUGGAGUACGUUGGAUCUUUAACCCGCCUGCUGCCCCAUGGUUUGGAGGUGCCUGGGAAGCGUUAGUAAAGUCUGUCAAACGGGCAUUGAAAGUUAUGCUUGGGAAUGUUCGCACAGUCGAUGAAGUUUUCCUUACUGUCAUUGCCGAGGUAGAAGCGAUGCUGAACUCUCGUCCGCUUGUCUAUGGUGGAAGCAGUGAUUUGCCAACAGAUCUCAGCGUGAUUACACCAAACCACUUCUUGCAUGGUCGUGCGAGUUCGAACGUGUCGCCCUGCGAGUUUAACCAACGAGAUAUGUCGUUACGUCGAAGAUGGCGUCAUAGCCAGUUCUUAGCGAACCAAUUCUGGCGCCGAUGGUCGAAUGAGUACAUUCCGCAGUUAAUAAAGCGAAGCAAAUGGAAUGUUGCACACAGAAAUCUACGUCGCGGUGAUCUUGUCUUGAUCCUUGAGAAGGACGUACCUCGUUCGCAUUGGAGGCUCGGAAGAGUGAUUGCACCGAUCGCAAGUGAGGACGGACUGAUCAGAUCCGCGGAGAUUGCAACGAAAACUGGAACAUUGACACGUCCUGUAGGACGGUUAGCAUUACUGGAAGCUUUUAAUGAUGAGUAA